AUGGGCUUUCUAAAUUCGCUGAAGAAACCGGUCAAUAUCAAGAGCUCGCUCCCUAAGUUCUCCCGCAGUACCACGUUCACUUCGAGCAGCCAUCCAAUAAGUUCGCGGUCCUUCCAAGAAUUACCGCCAGAGCUGUUUGCCAUCACUAAGCCUAUAUUCAAGUUGCUGCAAGCACAAGCAAACAAGGUAUAUUUUCAAUCUUCCGAGGUUGAAGCAGUGUGGGAUAUCAAGGAUUCUUCUGGUCAUGUUUUUGAAGCAAAGUCGAUCUCCUUGGUCGGCUCCCGCAUCAUCGUUGCAGACUCCUCUGUCGGGGUUAUGGACGUCGCCAUCAUAGAUUCUCCGUCCAAUAUGAACCAAUGUGAGAUUUCGAGCGUCGGCGAAUUUCUGCAGUUCAAUAAUGGCCUGUUAUCUGUUGCAUGUAACGACUUUGCCUUGUUGGAGAAAUUCAAAAGGUUAUGCAUGAUCUCCAUUUUUGAGUUUGUUUCCAUAUAUAAGGCCCUGACCGGUACGGUCAUUUCAUCUUAUGGAUUGAGAAUGUCUGAUAUGCAUAUCAUCCUGAACUCACCGUUCAAUUUCAAGGAUUGGUGUGAAAUUUACCUUGAUGGACAAGGCUGGGUUAAAGUUUGGUGCCAUAUCGAUAAAGUGUCCAAAAGUAGUAAUUCCAAAAGUAAUAGUGAUCAUGACACCAAAGGGAAAUACCAAAUCAGAUUUUUUAGAGAUGACAAGUCCACAUCUAGCAAGAACUGCAUUUUUUUCAUUCCUGACAACGAAUACGUUCAAGACGUAUUUUUCUAUAAUGCAGACUCAGCUGAGCCUUCCAAGAAUAUGAAUGAAUUUUUCCAACGCUUGCAAAUGAUCAAACUCGUUGGUAACGUGCGCUUCUGUGGUGAUACAGAUCUGAAUGACAUAAUGGAUAAUGGAUCGAUUAACAGUAGUGCAAACAACGGUAGUGGCGACAGCAGCUCAGCGGCUUUGAACAAUGAAAGUCCCAGCACCACGCCAAAGAGUAGAACUUUCUUUUCACCAAAAGGUCACAAAAGAAACAGUUCUCAUGUCAGCUCUUUAACUUCAAGGUCAACGAAAAAGCCCAUCACUAACUUCACGACGCGUACGAAUGGGCUCUUAAUUAGACCAUUGCCUCAUCACGGUGUACAUCAUUUGGAAGCAAUGAUCAGGUUCAUCAUUCCCUUGAUGGAUUGUGCAAGGCUUUAUGGACGUCCCGUUCAAUUUAAGACGGACAGAACUGAUGUAAAUUCACUGAUGUUCGGGUUACCUAAAUUGCCCUCAGUGGAUUAUUUUGCUCAAGAAGAGAUUGUCCACUUAAUGACCCAGGAAUUCAAUCCUUUGAAAGAAAAAGAUACUGACGACACAAUGGCCUUGGCUAUGUCAAGAUUUUCUAGCUAUUUGCAGGAAAGAAUGACGAAAGUCUCUAAGAGAAAUACGGAGCUGAGUUUCAAGACCUUUGGUGAUGUUAUGGGCGUAUAUAAAUCUACAAAAGAUCGCGCUAAACUGGGUUCCAUUGGCGAUAAAGAUAGUUCGGUGAAGGAACUUUCGUUGAGCGAUAAGAGUAACAUCAGUUCUGAAUCAACGAACGUGAUGAACCAAUUGCAGAUUAAUGCCCGUGAAUUCCAAAACUCUAUGUGCGAACGUCCUAUCGUCGCAAGCACAUCCCCCUUGGCCUAG
Molecule: messenger RNA, 1683 nt
Organism: Saccharomyces kudriavzevii IFO 1802
Lineage: Eukaryota; Fungi; Ascomycota; Saccharomycetes; Saccharomycetales; Saccharomycetaceae
Gene: TPH3
Product: Tph3p
Exons: 1
Coding region: 1-1683 (560 amino acids)
Source: RefSeq, a predicted model, not a curated record